CGUGCCUCAUUAAAACAGGAAACUCUGUAAUCAGGAGAGAAAAUUCAGUCCCUUCUCUUGGUUUCAGCCCCUGAAGCAAAGUCUAGAAGAAUUUUCCCCCAACAGCUGUUUUUGUUCCAGCAGCAAAGAUUGGUUCCCCGGACCCACCCACCAGGGGCUCCAGGACCAGCAAGGACAGUUCCUCAGCACAGGCUGUGUAAGACAUAAGAACGGCCAGACUGGGUCAGACCGAAGGUCCAUCCUGUCUUCCGACAGUGACCAAUGCCAGGUGCCCCAGAGGGAAUGAACAGAACAGGUGAUCAUCAAAUGAUCCAUCCCCUGUCGCCAGUUCCCAGAUUCUAGCAGACCCUGAAGCAAAGUCCUGGGGAGUUUUUCCCCCAACAGCUGAUUUUGUUCCAGCACCAAAGAUUGGUCCCCCGAUCCACCAGGCCCUCCAGACCCAGAAAGGACGGUGCAUCAGCACAGGCUGCGUAAGCCUCUGAAGCAAAGUCCAGGAGAGAUUUUCCCCCCAGCAACUGAUUUUUCCCCAGCAGCAAAGAGGAGGACACAGGACGGUUCAUCAGCACGGGCUGCGUAAGGAAAAUGGCAGGUUCAAGAACUCUCUGGGCUGAUUUAAUUUCAGAAUGGGGCAGUCACCUUAGCGAUCUGUCCCCGGAGGAAUCUAAAAAAGUCCAGACUGCUGCAGGAAACCUCACGGAAGCCAUCACAGUGGUGAAGAAAUCUGAUGAGUUGUUAAAGAAAACAAAGCUCAACGUUGCCAUCACCAGAGAGUGCGGCUUUGGCAAGUCAUCUUUCAUCAACGCCAUCAGAAGCCGAGCUGAUGAUGAUGAAGAUGCAGCUGAGACCGACGUGACGGAAUCAGCAAAGAAGUCAACUCCUUAUCCACAUCCCAAGCACCCAAAUGUCAUGAUGUGGGACCUGCCUGGGAUCGGGACGCCAAAUUAUCCAGCAAACACAGAUGGGGGGAAGAUGGACCUUGCUUUUUAUGAUUUCUUCAUCAUUAUCACAUCACAACGGUUUCGAGAGUCAGAUGCCAACCUGGCCCAGAAGAUACAGAGGAUGAGGAAGAAGUUUUACUUUGUCCGCUCCAGGGUGGACGAGGACUUGCGUAAUGAAAAAAGAAGAAGAACGGAGGUCAACGAGGAGGAAGUCCUGCAGAGAAUCAGAAACGAUUGCAUCACGAACCUGCAAGAUGCAGGCUUCCGUUCCCCACAGGUUUUCCUGGUGUUGAGUUGGGACUUUGAGAAGUACGAUGCUCCCCGACUUCAGGAGACCUUUUCGAAUGAACUUGACACUCACAGGAGACAUGCCAUCUUUCAUGUCCUGCUCAGCACCUCUAAACAACCCUUAAACUGGAAGAAAGAGGCUAUGGAGCAGCAGAUCUGGAAGCAAGCCAUUAAGUCAGGCGCUAUCGCUACUAUUCCUCUCCCGUUUCUCUCUGUUUGGUGGGAUGUUGGCAUCUUGGUGGAUAACAUGACCAAGUUCUGUGAGAGCUUUGGCCUGGACGACGAUUCCAUCAAAGCACUUGAAAAAUCCAUGGGUGAGUCUGGUGAGCUGAAAACUGAGAUACAAUUCCCUCUGGCUAAAGAGAGAUCAAGAGAUGAGGCAUUAAAGCUUCUGGAAGAGGCUACAGGGCAGGUUAUGAUGAUAGCUAAGUAUUUCAUCAGCAUGAUCCCAGGGAUUGGUACUGUGAUAGCAGGAGUGAUGUCUUACAGAGUCACGGGCAGAUUGCUAUGUACUUUUGUGGCUCGAGUUGCAGAAGAUGCUCAAAGAGUCCUGGAAAUGGCUUUGGAGAGAGCAGCGAUAACAGAUUAACAACAGCCACAAAAGAGCAAGGUACCUGAUAUCUCAUGGCAGCUGGAGAUCAGAGCCACCC
Messenger RNA from Trachemys scripta elegans, 1876 nucleotides. RefSeq names its product interferon-inducible GTPase 5-like. Lineage: Eukaryota; Metazoa; Chordata; Testudines; Emydidae. Gene Ontology annotation, cellular component: membrane. The record is from RefSeq and is a predicted model, not a curated record. Gene Ontology annotation, molecular function: GTP binding.